AUGCCAGGGAAACGCACUGCGAAGAAGAGCCCGGGGCCAGAAGAAGACUCUCCUGGAAGGAAGAAGGUUAAAGUCUGCCACUCGUCCCACUGCAUCCAGCCCGGCCUGGUGCUGACGCUGGGGCAGGGGGAUGUCGGCCAGCUGGGCCUGGGGGAGGACGUGAUGGAGAGGAAGAAGCCGGCCCUGGUGCCGCUGCCUGAGAUGAUGGUGCAGGUGGAAGCCGGAGGGAUGCACACGGUGUGCCUCAGCCAGACAGGAAAAAUCUACACCUUUGGCUGCAACGAUGAAGGCGCCCUUGGGCGCGACACCUCGGCAGAAGGGUCAGAGACCACGCCGGGGCUGGUGGAUCUGCAGGAAAAGGUGGUGCAGGUCUCUGCAGGGGACAGUCACACGGCCGCGCUGACAGAGGACGGCAGGGUGUUUGUCUGGGGCUCUUUCCGGGAUAACAACGGGGUGAUCGGCUUGCUAGAGCCGAUGAAGACGAGCUCCAUUCCUGUGCUGCUCCAGAUCAGCGCACCCGUCGUUAAAAUUGUCUCAGGGAAUGACCACUUAGUGAUGCUGACGGUGGAUGGUGACCUCUUCACGUGCGGCUGCGGCGAGCAGGGCCAGCUGGGGAGAGUGCCGGCGCUCUUUGCCAACCGAGGAGGAAGGAAAGGGCUGCAGCGCCUGCUGGUCCCCCAGCGGGUCCCUGUCAGAGGCAAAGGCAACAGAGGCAAAAUGCGCUUCCAGGAUGCCUUUUGUGGGGCUUACUUCACCUUCGCCGUCACACAGGAGGGACACAUCUAUGGAUUCGGCCUCUCCAACUACCACCAGCUGGGGACCCAGGGCACCGAGCCCUGCUUCUCCCCGCAGAACCUGACGUGCUUCAAGAACUCCACCAAGUCCUGGGUCGGGUUCUCCGGCGGCCAGCACCACACGGUGUGCGUCGACUCGGAGGGUAAAGCCUACAGCCUGGGCAGGGCCGAGUACGGCCGGCUGGGUCUCGGAGCUGGGGCGGAGGAGAAGAGCACGCCCACGAUCAUCCCGGAGCUCCCCAGCAUCUCUUCCGUUGCGUGCGGUGCAUCGGUCGGCUACGCCGUCAGCAGUGACGGACGAGCGUUUGCCUGGGGUAUGGGCACCAACUACCAGCUGGGCACAGGGGAGGAAGAGGACGUCUGGAGCCCUGUGGAGAUGACGGGCAAGCAGCUGGAAAACCGCACCGUCCUGGCCGUGUCCAGCGGUGGCCAACACACGGUGCUGCUGGUCAAGGACAAGGAGCAGAGUUGA
This is a messenger RNA of Charadrius vociferus (killdeer), 1266 nucleotides long. RefSeq names its product regulator of chromosome condensation 1 (gene RCC1). Lineage: Eukaryota; Metazoa; Chordata; Aves; Charadriiformes; Charadriidae. Gene Ontology annotation, cellular component: cytoplasm. Gene Ontology annotation, molecular function: guanyl-nucleotide exchange factor activity. The transcript is spliced from 9 exons. The record is from RefSeq and is a predicted model, not a curated record. The coding region runs from base 1 to 1266 and encodes 421 amino acids.